Molecule: messenger RNA, 939 nt
Organism: Athalia rosae (coleseed sawfly)
Lineage: Eukaryota; Metazoa; Arthropoda; Insecta; Hymenoptera; Athaliidae
Exons: 2
Coding region: 1-939 (312 amino acids)
Source: RefSeq, a predicted model, not a curated record
AUGAUAUGGGAUGGAGCAAGCGUGGAACCGGUAGAAGCUACGGUAGCCUUAAUAGUUAUGCAAACUGUUAUAGGGUUUUUGUCCGAAAAAAUUUUAGACUUCUCGUCUCGCAAUCGCAAGUGUCGACUAUGUGAUUUGGGUCAUAAAAAAGAUGACCAUGACUGUCGGAAAAAUUUUGAAGGUAGUGCAAAAGCAAUGGAGCCAGAUGUUGGUGCUCAAUCACUCAAUAAUAGUACCAUCCUUCAAAAUGCUUCAGUCAGUGCUCGUGUACUUAUAGGGGAUGAAGAUAGCUCAACUAUAGCAAAUGUACGUAGAAAUAGAGAAGAAAAAAUUUUCAAACUGGCAGAUAAGAAUCAUUUGAACAAACAUUUUGUAAAUGAAUUGUAUAGAUUACAAAAACAGUUUACGGAAAUAAAACAAAGAAAAACAAUUCCGCAUCUCAAAAAAUGCUUUGGUUAUGCUGUGAGUCAAAAUAAAGGUAAUGCUGCUCAAUUAGCUGAUGCUUUACGUCAAAUUCCGGAUCAUGCGUUUGGUAAUCACGAAAACUGCGGUAAAUGGUGUAGUCGAAAGUCGAAUGAUGAUAAAAAACAAAAAAUUUUACUAAAAGAUGCAGCGUUGUACAAUAAGUUGAAACAGAUAUUUAUAAAAUAUGCAAACAAUGCAGCUGAAUUUUCGAUUGCUGCUUCAAGCCAAGCAAACGAAAGUGUCAAUAAUAUAAUGGCUCACAAAGCACUGAAAAACCGCUGUUACAGUCUAAAUGUAAUGUUGAAGCUGAAUGUUUCCCCGAGUAAAUUUACAGAAUCAUUCACAGUAAAAGCUGACAAAAUGAAAUCUCAAAGGGCAGAAAAAUCAAAAUUACCACAAUCUAAAACUCGACGAAACAUAUUGAAACAAGAAAGAGAAAAUUUGCGGAAAAAAAAGAAAAUACCGAAGGAAUGA